Messenger RNA from Paraphaeosphaeria sporulosa, 804 nucleotides. RefSeq lists its product as uncharacterized. The record is from RefSeq and is a predicted model, not a curated record. The coding region runs from base 212 to 646 and encodes 144 amino acids. Lineage: Eukaryota; Fungi; Ascomycota; Dothideomycetes; Pleosporales; Didymosphaeriaceae. The transcript has a single exon.
GUCCCAGGGAAAAAGAUUCGCCCCGGGCUGCGCGUACUCGCUGGUGCGACCCCGUGGUGUCAGACGUGCACAGUGUCCCCCAGCGGCCCCUGCGUCGCCACCCCUGGAGCCCAGCGCAGGCGGGCCAAUGGGCGCGCCGCCGCCCGCCGUGGCAGGCAAGGGGCUGUGACGCGGAGACUUGUUUCAUCAAACAAGCCCGCUGGCUUGCGACAUGCGCGCGAGCGUUGUGCAGCCUCCACUGGCGGCCGUCAGCCUCGCUGCGGGAGGCGCUUUUUUUAGCCCCGAGCGUGCGCCCACUGCCCUCUUCGGUGCAGAGCAGCACCACCUGCGCAGACUCUGCGCUGCGUGGCCGCCGCGUUGGGGGGGCCGCGCAACGAAGCCUGCCGCAGACGCUCGCUCGAGUGGAGUGCGCGGUGGAGCCCGCAGUCGAUCUCGCGGUCUGGACAAGUGCGUACCCAAGAAUCGAGGUUCCAAGACCGCGUCGGAGCGACAGGACGACGUGUGCGCAUCGGCCCGCCGCGGCGGCGACGUUACCCCUGAGGGCCGCAUGCCAUGGAUGGGACGCGGCACGCAGCGAACGGCGUCGCCCUUCAUCAAAAGGGCCAAGGCCUCCGCUGGCGGGUCGCCCGUCGGACACUCGCUCUGAUUGACGGCGACACCACCAGUUGAGCGCUCUUCAUGCCUGCGGCCGUCGUCUCACCGCCAUCGCAGCGAUCAGAGCAGCUCUCCACCGCCGGCAUUCUAGACGUCGUCGCAGCCAGAGCCACGCCGAGGGCAACGGCGAGGCCAUCAACCGCUUCGGGG